GAAAGUGAUAGCAAUAUAAUAUUCCAUCCCUAUAGUGAGAAGUGAGAACCAUAUAAAUCAACAGAAAAAAGAAAUAAAAAAAUUGUGGUUCUUCCAGUAAAAGUGGGGCCUCAUUAUCCAAUGCCUCGUUCCCUCUCUUAUCCACUUCACUUCCCCAUCGCAAAAAAUAUGUGUCACUAUUAUAAAAUCUGAGUCAAAAUCUGCAACUCUGCAAAAUCAAACAAACUAUAAACUCAGAAAUGGCAUCGAUCGCUCAAUUCCAAGCUCUCUUCCCCGCCAACUCGAUCAAAAAAUCCACUCCAGCAUCAUUCUGCAGCUUCAAUGGCGGAGCCGCAUUCCUCGGCUCAACAAUUUCCUCGCGCCGUGGAAUUCAGAAGAGCAGAGAGAGAAAGCAACUGACGGUGGUCGCCGCCGUGGGAGAUGUCUCGGCCGACGGGACGGUCUAUCUGAUAGCCGGCGCCGCCGCGGUGGCGUUGCUUGGAACGGCUUUCCCCAUCCUCUUCUCUCGCAAAGACACGUGCCCGGAAUGCGACGGAGCAGGAUUUGUGAGACAAGCAGGGGCGACGUUGAGGGCAAAUGCGGCAAGGAAAGAUCAGGCUCAAAUUGUGUGCGCUCGGUGCAAUGGUCUUGGCAAGCUUAAUCAGAUUGACAAAUAGAAUUACUAAUUAUUUUGUGAGAUUUUCUUUCUGCAACUUUUUCGUUGUUAAGACUUCAGUUAUCGUCAAUAUUUGUAUUUUUUUUGAAUUGUAUAUGUGAGUAUGACGCUGAUUAGUAUCUCUAUUCUCUAA
Salvia miltiorrhiza (redroot sage) is the source of this 788-nucleotide messenger RNA. RefSeq lists its product as uncharacterized. The coding region runs from base 240 to 656 and encodes 138 amino acids. The record is from RefSeq and is a predicted model, not a curated record. Gene Ontology annotation, cellular component: chloroplast thylakoid membrane. The transcript has 2 exons. NCBI's taxonomy places the organism in Eukaryota, Viridiplantae, Streptophyta, Magnoliopsida, Lamiales, Lamiaceae.